Monopterus albus (swamp eel) is the source of this 3877-nucleotide messenger RNA. RefSeq names its product secretory carrier membrane protein 5a (gene scamp5a). Gene Ontology annotation, biological process: protein transport. Bases 261 to 953 code for a protein of 230 amino acids. The record is from RefSeq and is a predicted model, not a curated record. Gene Ontology annotation, cellular component: recycling endosome membrane; trans-Golgi network membrane. The transcript is spliced from 7 exons. Lineage: Eukaryota; Metazoa; Chordata; Actinopteri; Synbranchiformes; Synbranchidae.
CGUAACAAAAAACCUUGCGUCACGUGACCACCUCUCACUCCCAAACCCAUCAUCUGGGGAAUAACGAUACAUAUUAACCUUACCGGGCUCUGUUUCCACCAAUGUGUUUCAAUGCAGAUUAAUCCAUAGGAUGCUAUUUAAAUGAACGGAGGGAUUCUAGCGACAUUCUCGGGAAAUUCGCGGGAGCUUGGUUUUCAAGGCAGCUAAGAUUAAAGUCUGUGCGCCUGUUUGCAAGUGGAGGAAAACACUGAAGGGUCAUCAUGGCAGAAAACAACUUCCCCCCCCUGCCUCGAUUCAUCCCGUUGAAGCCAUGUUUCUACCAAGACUUUAAUGAGAUCCCAGACCAAUGUCGCACCAUGUGCAAAAGACUCUACUACCUAUGGAUCUUGAAUAGCGCCACACUGGCUGUUAAUCUGAUUGGCUGUCUGGCAUGGAUGUGUGGAGGCGGCGGAGCGACCAACUUUGGCAUGGCCAUCCUGUGGCUCAUCCUCUUCACCCCCUGCUCCUACGUGUGUUGGUUCAGGCCAAUCUACAAGGCCUUCAAGUCCGACAGCUCUUUCAACUUUAUGGCUUUCUUCUUCGUCUUCAUGGCCCAGGUGGUGAUAAGUAUUAUCCAGACUGUCGGAAUUCCAGGUUGGGGAGUAUGUGGCUGGUUGGCUACGAUCACCUUCUUCAGCACCAACGUUGGCUCAGCUAUUGUCAUGCUGAUUCCCACCAUCAUGUUUACUGCGGUGGCUGUGCUCUCCUUCAUCGCUCUCGCAAAGGUUCAUAACUUUUACCGUGGCAGUGGUGGUAGUCUGGGUAAGGCCCAGGAGGAAUGGACCACCGGAGCCUGGAAGAACCCCCACGUCCAGAAUGCAGCUCAGCAGGCGGCCAUGGGAGCCACUCAGGGAGCCAUGCAACAGAACCAGUACUCAGCAGCUCCCACCUACAACUACGACGAUCCAAUGUAGGACAGAGGAGGGGGUUGGGCUGCCGAGUGGGAGAGACAAAAGGGAUCAAUUAAGAACACAAUUUAAAAUUAGGUGCCCUUCAUUAUAACACUGUACAAGCUGAAUUCAAACCGAACAAUGUAGAUACAUGCCCUGUUUUUGGUGGAAAUAUACUUUUAUUGAAUUUUCACACACAUGGGAAUUUAUUUCAGUUCACAUUUAAAUCAACAGGCAGUUAUUAAAACCCACUGUUGGUUUGUUAAUCUCUUAUACUGCUCAAUUUUAGCUUGUCGAUUUGUGUGUUGCUUUCCAACAAAGACAGAAUAUAGCUAAAACCAGUCUGCUGAGCUUCAUCAGUUCCUGUGUCCAGCACAGAGUGACUUCUCUGCCUUUACCUGUGACCUUUAUUGUGUUAUUUAAGGUACUGUAAUGCCUUAGUUGUGUUUACUUUCCUUUAGCCUUCACCAGGUCACCAAACAGUACACAAUUUUCUCCUCAAUUGACACAUGUCAAGAAAACAUUAAAUAACCAUUUCCCAGAAAAGGUUUAACAUGUUGGAAAAAUGCUUAUUCGCUUUCUUGCCAAGAGUUGAUGAUUGAUACCACUCUCAUAUCUGUAUGAUAAAUACGAACCACUAGCAUCUGGUUAGCUUGGCGCAGAAACAAGCUAACGCACAGUAGCUCUCUCCAUAGGUAACAAGAUAUAGGAUGUUAAUUAGUAGGUUUCAGAGGUUCUGUUAGGCAGAUUUUGUUACAGUCGGCAGAACCGGUCCAGCUGCUUUUGUCUGUUUCUAGUCUUUGUGCUGAGCUGAGCUAAUAGCCUGCUGAAGCCGCGUCAUAUUUACUGUACAAACAUGAAAGUAGUAUUUAAGCUCUCAUCUAAUUCUCAGCAAGAGUGAGUGAAUAACAGCAAACUAUGCUCUAAUCAAACCUUCAGGUUUAGGUUACAAUUAAACCUUGAGGUGUUAGAUUGGGAGCAAAUCACUUUUUUAAUAUGGGGAAGUCGCCAUCUCUUUCUUACUCUGUAUGUAAAUUUGGUUUUGAAAAAGAAAUAGUUGAACAAGGCCAAAAUUUCUACAUUAGAAUCAGAAUUUCAAACUAUAAAAAAGGAAAAACGAAAAGUAUCAAAUAAUUUGUUACAUAAGCUGAAUUUCAGGAAGUUUCAAACUUUUAAACCCCAGAGAAAAUAUUUUAGAGUUCAUGUUUCAUUGACUGUUUUUUGUUAGUUUUUGUUUUUUUUUUACUAGUGUGAAGUUGCUCUGCAUCAAUGAACCUUUCAGUUUGAUUCAGUAUUUGUAUUUUUUACAUUCUCAGAAAGAUGUUACAGCUGUUUUUAAAUUUCUAAAGGAUCAUUUGGGUUUUUUUUGGUCUUCUUUUAUCACCACUAAUUAUUAAUACCAGUUAAGGUGAAGCACAUGCAGCAGUUCAUUGGAUAGAACAUUCCAAAUUGUACAGGUUAAAAGUGAAAUCAAACCAAAUCGCUUGUAGGUUGGACAUGUAGUAAAUAUCAAUCAUCAUUGUUGUAGGUAGUCACAGCAUGGUAUGAAGUGAUGGAUGUUUCCCCCCUUUGGUAAAUUCUCCCAGUAACCCUUACAUGUAAAUUCUUAAAUGACUACUUGUUUCUGGAGCUUUGGAUUUCAGGCCUUAGUGUGUCGUUUCGUGGCUGUUGGUGUUAUCCCAUGAUUAGGUGUAAUAUGAUAUUUAUAUAAGAUAAAACAAUAUAAAAUUGAAGUUAAUAAUUUCUUUAUGAAGUGAAACUGAAAGACAAUAUUUGUGUGUAGCCAUCAUGAGGCCUGAUGUGUUCAGUGAAAAGGUUUUGGCCUUGUGUCACCUGAAAACAAAGAUUCAGUAGAUGGAUAUUUACAGUAAUACAGUAUUAGACUUGAAACAGAUGUGAAGAUAUGUGUCUGAAUGCUCAUUAUUUCAGAACCUGUGAGUUGUCUUGUCUGACUGUGAUGAUGUGGUGUUCAGUAGGCUGUUUGCUUUACUUUUUAGUUUGUUUAGUUUUUUUGUACCAACCUGUCAUUUCUGCGUAUUGUGGAUGAUGUGUGAUUGAGUGUGAAGCACAUUUUCGUUGUGUCUUUCCAUGACUAUGGUUUACAGAUUUAAAUAUGUUUUUCAUCAUAAUUGUUUGGAAAUUUUUAAGUAAUGUUUGCAUGGUUGUUGACAUCAGUGCAAACUAAAUUCACAAUGAAUCACAGUGGAGCAAUACUACAUCUAUAUAUUAAACAGUGUAAUCAUUAGGAUCAAGUGGGGCCCUGUUGUGUGGAAAGAUUAAGAUAACAUCAUAUGUUAGGAGUUGGGCUUGCUUUCAAGUUGGACACAACUAGUAUAAUUUUAUGAUUGCAUAACAUUUUCACCAGCAAAUGCACAUAUAGUAAUCAUUAAAUAUAACUCUGUCCCAUCCACAUGCUCAUCAUCCAUCAGUAAAUGCACAAAGUUUAACUGAUCGGAUCGAUAAAUUCUGUGUAAAGUUAUGCACAAGGUGAAGCACCUUUCCUCUGUGUGUAGUCAGUUAUCACGGUCAGUUCCGCAUCAGUCCAAACCUUCUGCCGUAUGUACAUACAGCACAUUUAAUGUGGUUAUGGAAAUUACAGCUGUAUAGUUAUUGUGUAACAGAACCUUUAGUACACUGGAAAAAUAAUACUUUGCAUCAUGUUGCUUUAUCAAAGAUUCUCAAACCCCAUUAACUUCCCACAUGUACUGUUUGCUGUUUGACAUGUAUUAUCAUGUACUAUAUCAUAAGUAGAUAUAAAUAUAUUAUUACUUGAGGUGAGAUAAUUAUUCGCCAUUGAUAAACACUCAAAAGGAACAUGCUCUAAUGUGGUGGAUGAAGCGAUCGAGGAGGUUGUGUCUCCAUGAGUGACGUUUAUGAGGAUAUUUUUUGUGUAUUACUUUUGUAUUAUUUGGUCUUAUUCUAAUAGUUAUUAAAGAGUUCUUGUUGCA